Fragaria vesca subsp. vesca is the source of this 653-nucleotide messenger RNA. RefSeq names its product histone H3.2-like. Gene Ontology annotation, cellular component: nucleosome. Gene Ontology annotation, molecular function: protein heterodimerization activity; structural constituent of chromatin; DNA binding. Lineage: Eukaryota; Viridiplantae; Streptophyta; Magnoliopsida; Rosales; Rosaceae. The coding region runs from base 76 to 486 and encodes 136 amino acids. The transcript has a single exon. The record is from RefSeq and is a predicted model, not a curated record.
ACACUUCCAAUUUCAAAAUCCCCAAUCUCUCUGAAAACCCUAGAAAUCUAAAUCCCCCAAAUCCUCAGUUCCCAAAUGGCUCGUACCAAGCAAACCGCCCGCAAGUCCACCGGAGGCAAGGCCCCACGCAAGCAGCUCGCCACCAAGGCCGCCCGGAAGUCUGCUCCGGCCACCGGCGGAGUGAAGAAGCCUCACAGGUUCAGGCCAGGAACCGUCGCGCUCCGCGAGAUCCGCAAGUACCAGAAGAGCACUGAGCUUCUCAUCCGCAAGCUCCCGUUCCAGCGCCUGGUCCGUGAAAUCGCUCAGGAUUUCAAGACCGAUCUGAGGUUCCAGAGCUCCGCCGUGGCUGCGCUGCAGGAGGCGGCGGAGGCGUACCUUGUCGGGCUCUUUGAGGAUACCAAUCUGUGUGCUAUUCAUGCUAAGAGGGUUACGAUUAUGCCGAAGGAUAUCCAGCUGGCUAGGCGCAUUAGGGGUGAACGUGCUUGAGGUUGAAUUGAAUCAAAUGUGUUAGUACAGAUGGAGAGGUUGUUUCAAUGAAAUGGUCAUGUUGGUUUUGAGUUUUGUUUGGUGUUAGGGUUUAGAUGGUUUAGGGUUUCAGGCUUAAUGUAAUGUAAUGGGUUUAUCUUAUGAAUGAAAAUGCCUUAUUUUCCACA